Fraxinus pennsylvanica is the source of this 1758-nucleotide messenger RNA. Lineage: Eukaryota; Viridiplantae; Streptophyta; Magnoliopsida; Lamiales; Oleaceae. The record is from the annotation of a GenBank genome assembly.
AUGAUAAAAUCUCCUUCUUCAAGAGCUCUUAUUCUCAAAAUUAACCUGGCUUUCUUAGCUUGUGUUUUCAUCACCUAUGCAGUUCUUCUCAUUUGGCCUUCGCUCUCGGAAUAUCACCAGCACGCGUCGUCUAUCGUUACGUGCUCGUUGCGCGAGUGCCAUCAGAAGGCAGAAAACACCAUUAAAAUGAAAGCGGUUUUGGAAGAGCCACGCGCAAAUCAACCAAAGACUCUUCGAGAGACGAUGAUCAAGAGGGAGACACCUAGUUUUCUAAACGACAUAAUUGGGAGAGGCAAACAUAUGAAGAUUGGAAUGGUGAACAUGGAGGAUGAAGACACUACUGAAUGGAAAGCAUAUGGCCAUACUACACCAAUCCUCUUCGAGAAAGUUUCCGAUUACUUUGAAUGGAAGGACAUAUUCCCAGAAUGGAUAGAUGAAGAAGAAGAAAGAGAUGGUCCAUUAUGCCCCAUCAUUCCAAUGCCAGAUCUUGACAAGUAUGGUUAUAUGGACAUGAUAGUCGCUAAAUUGCCAUGCAAGAUUCCUGAAGAAGGGUGGAACAGGGAUGUGUUCAGGCUUCAAGUGCAUUUGAUUGCAGCAAAUUUGGCUGUGAAAAGAGGGAGAAGGGAUUGGGCAAAGAGGACAAAAUUUGUGUUUUUGAGCAAGUGCAUGCCAAUGGUCGAGCUGUUUCGAUGCGAUGAUAUGGUUAGACGAGAAGGAGAAGGGGAGUACUGGUGGUAUUAUACGCCAAAUAUGUUGAAAUUGGAGCAGAAGAUGUCUUUGCCUAUUGGCUCCUGCGAUUUGGCUUUGCCGCUAUGGGGAAAAGGGGUCGACAAAACAUACGAUGUUUCCAAAAUAUAUCGCAACAAAGGGAUUGAAAAACGAGAAGCCUACGCUACGAUUCUCCAUUCCUCGGAAGCCUACGUUUGUGGCGCAAUAAUCCUAGCCCAAAGUCUCCUCCGAACUGGAACCAAACGCGACCUAAUACUCCUAAUAGACAACUCGAUAUCCGAAUCCAAACGAGCGGCCCUUGCCCGUGCCGGGUGGAAGCUCCGGUUCAUCAAACGGAUCCGAAACCCAAAAGCCGAGAAACACACCUACAACGAAUACAAUUACAGCAAGUUCCGUCUAUGGCAGCUCACUGAUUACGACAAAAUCAUAUUCAUCGAUUCAGAUAUCAUUGUCUUACGUAAUUUGGAUAUUAUAUUCAAUUUCCCCCAAAUGUCAGCCACUGGGAACGAUGUAUCCAUAUUCAAUUCGGGUAUAAUGUUGAUCGAGCCUUCGAAUUGCACAUUCAAGAUGCUGAUGCGACGUCGUAAAGACAUCAUCUCCUACAACGGCGGCGACCAGGGAUUUCUCAACGAAGUGUUCGUCUGGUGGCAUAGAUUGCCGAGAAGAGUCAAUUUUCUGAAAAAUUUCUGGUCCAACAGUUCGGUCGAGGCUAGUGUGAAGAACCAGCUAUUCGGGUCGGAUCCUCCAAAGCUGUAUUCGAUACAUUAUCUAGGGUUAAAGCCAUGGCAGUGCUACAGAGAUUAUGAUUGUAAUUGGGAUAUACCAGAUCAGCGCGUGUACGCCAGUGACGUCGCGCACGCGCGAUGGUGGAAACUGCAUGACGCCAUGGACAAAAGCUUGCAGGAAUUUUGUGGUUUAACGGAGAAGAGGAAGAUUGAAUUGGAAUGGGAUAGGAUGAAAGCAAGAAAAAUGAGAUUACAUGAUGAACAUUGGAGAAUCAAUGUUACUGAUCCAAGAAAAUAUAUUUGA